This is a messenger RNA of Glycine soja, 2191 nucleotides long. Its product is annotated as polyphenol oxidase I, chloroplastic-like. The coding region runs from base 59 to 1813 and encodes 584 amino acids. Lineage: Eukaryota; Viridiplantae; Streptophyta; Magnoliopsida; Fabales; Fabaceae. Gene Ontology annotation, biological process: pigment biosynthetic process. The transcript has a single exon. Gene Ontology annotation, molecular function: catechol oxidase activity. The record is from RefSeq and is a predicted model, not a curated record.
UUGGGAAAGGAACAUACACAAUUUGGAGAAAGAAGAAGAUAAGCUAGCUAAGGCAGCAAUGGGUAAUCCUUCUAAGCUUUUCCCAUUUUUCUUUGCAUUCAUUGUGUUUCUGAUGCCCUUAGUUUCCUUAUCCCACAAUGACUUCUCUACCUUUGCCAUAAAAACCGUUUCAUACCUAGUUUCCUUUAGUGAAAAUCCAAACCAUAAUGGCCACAUCACCACAAGCUCCAAUGAAAGAGACAAAUCACGUCUUUGGAGGAAAGCCUUCAUUGGCUUAAAAAAUACUCACGAGCCAUCUUCGAAUAUUUCUCGAGCAAUAUCCCUUAAUGCAAGAGAGUGUUUUCCUGUGGAGUUACCUUCUGAUGCAAUAACUUCUACCCGUUGUUGUCCACCUAGGCCAUCUCCUUCUAAUAUCAUAGAUUUCAAAGAUUUUGCUUCUCCAAACGCCACGCUUCGAGUAAGAAAACCUGCUCACAUGGUAGAUGAGGAGUACAUAACAAAACUUGAAAAGGGCAUUGCACUCAUGAAAGCACUCCCUGAUGAUGACCCACGUAAUUUCAUUCAACAAGCAAAGGUCCAUUGCGCUUAUUGUAACGGUGCCUAUCACCUACGCCAUCCCUUUCAGGACACAAAACUCAACAUUCACAGGUCUUGGUUUUUCUUUCCCUUUCAUCGUUGGUACCUUUACUUCUUUGAGAGAACUUUGGGAAAAUUAAUUGGUGACCCAAACUUUGCCCUACCCUUUUGGAAUUGGGAUUCUGUAGAAGGGAUGCAAAUUCCAUCAUAUUUCAAUAACCCCAAUUCGUCGCUUUAUCACCAACUCCGAAACCAAAACCACUUGCCCCCACACGUGGUUGAUCUGAACUACAAUAAACUUGAUCCUAAUGAUGAUACGCCUUCUCAUCAACAAGUUUCGUAUAAUCUAGCCUUCAUGUACAAGCAAAUGGUGCUAGCAAGUACCAAAGAAUUGUUCAUGGGAAGCCCUUUUCGCCUUGGCGAUAACCCUACUCCGGGUAUGGGCUCUAUAGAGGCUGCUCCUCAUAACACUGUUCAUACAUGGGUGGGUGCUGCUGAUAAGCCACACCAUGAAGACAUGGGAGCAUUCUACACAGCAGCUAGAGACCCCAUUUUCUACGCUCAUCACCCGAACUCGGAUCGAUUGUGGGGGCUAUGGAAGACAUUGGAAGGAGGAAGAAAGGACUAUAGUGAUGAUCCAGAUUGGCUAGAUUCUGAGUUUUACUUCUAUGAUGAGAAUGCCAAUUUUGUUCGUGUUAAGGUAAGAGAUUGCCUUGAUACUAAAAAAUUAGGGUAUGUUUACGAAGAUGUUGAUCUUCCAUGGCUGCGAACGCCACCCACAUCGCCGAAAAGCAAGCUACUGAGAGAAGCGAACAAGAGUCCACUUUUGAGUUCAAAGCCAAGCAAAUUUCCUUUGGUUUUGGAUUCCAUAACGAGUACCGUUGUUAAGAGGCCGAAGAAAUUGAGAAGCAAGGAAGAGAAAGAACAAGAGGAGGAGGUUUUGGUGAUAGAAGGGAUUGAGUUUGGAAGUGAUAAAUAUGUUAAGUUUGAUGUUCAUAUUGAUGAUGAUGAAGAUAAUUUGAGUGAACCGGAUCAGACAGAGUUUGUGGGAACUUUUGUUAAUUUGUUCCAUGGACAAGGCCAUAAUAUCAACACUAGUUUUAAGGUAGGGAUAUCGAAAGUGCUGGAGUGUUUAGAAGCUGAAGAAGAUGAUGUUGUGCUGGUUACUUUGGUGCCUAAGGUUGGGAAAGGAGAUGUCAUCAUAGGAGGCAUCAAAAUUGAGUUUAUUCCAAAGUAGAAAGAUUAGUUUUGUUGUUGUGUGUGCAAAUUUAAUACACUUAUUACAGGUUUAUUGUUUUAUGCUUUUAAAAAGUACACUUUCUUUUUUGGUUUAGCAUCUCGAGCUCGUAUUCUCAGUGGCUGGAUUUUGUCCAACCAACUGAAAUAUGAGAUGUCGAAUUUGCUUUGGUAUAGCGAUAGUAGAAGAAGGGAAAGAGUGUGAAGGACAGCUGAAAUUUUGGAUGCGGAGAAGUACUCUUCUACAAGUAUAGAUGAGUGUUUUUGAAGAAAAUCAAAUAAAUCAAUUUGAUUUUCUAGAAUUAAUUUUCAUAAUAAAAAAUGAGUCUGGUGUAAAAAUUUGUAUUUGAUUUUUUUUUUAUGUGAAAGGUGAUUUUAG